GUCAUAGUCAUCGUCGUCAUCCCCUCCCCCGCAGCUGCCCUGACUCGACCGACUGUGUCAGCCCGCGUCUACUAUAAUAUAGCAGACAUGGUUACUGGUAAUGCUCCACAGUCAUCCCUGCCCACCACCUCCAUGGCGUUUGGCGGCGGUGCCGUUACUGUACCUGCUGUUGUUCAUACCGCCGUUACUCCUUCAUCUACUGUCGGUAGUGACAGUGGGAGUUCUGGAUCUGCCGCGGAUUCGACCGACUAUUUCUUCGGGUUCAUCGUCACCUUCGUCGUCUUGCUACUACUCUUCGUCUCGUGCGGACUUGGCUCGCGGAGACGGUCUGCACUGCUCCGUCCACUAUGGGCACGGAAUCUUGAAACCGAUCAUGAUGGUGCAGACUUUGGUAGUGGUGGACUGUUCCUUGGAGAUCGACCAGGGUGGGGUCAGGGAAAGUCAGCGCAGCUGACACGACCCGUAUGCUGGGAGACGUGGCUGCUUCCUCGGCCGGAUGAACGGAUAUCACCUCAGUGGAAGGAUCUUCAGCCGAUAUCAGCCACGUUUGUGCGCCCGACUUCGUCUGUUGGAUUGAGGGGCCGGUCCAAAAUAUCAUCACCAACGUCGUUGCCGCUAUCUGCUGCCGCCGACUCACGCUCGCCGGCCGCAUCACAACCUAGUCUUUCGGUACUUACCCAGCCGUCAUGGUAUCGAUGCCAUCACCCUUUACCUCGCGGCAAUGCGUGCAGGGUAAGGGGGAGGGUCCAUCUUCGCUUAUCUACCCGACGUUGGGUGACAGCAUAUCAGGCGGGUAUGAGAUCGGCCUCAUACAGUUGCCAUGGACAAGCGGCGAAGUCAAAUAGCAUUUUUGCCUUUCUCCCUUCAUCAUACCUACUUGUGAAAUACCCCAUCAUGACCCUACGAUAUCUCACGUUUUUGGUAUAGUGUUUGCACAUCUUAUGUACGCCAGAUCAAAGGAUUGACGGACGGUUUUUGGAUUCUUACCAGUGACAGGUGUAUUCCUAGCUUGACCAACAAACUUGCUAUUUUCUUGGAAUUUGUUCUGCACCAGAGAGGGUGUGUGUAUGUAUGUUAAACCUUGGGUUGUA
Pisolithus orientalis is the source of this 1091-nucleotide messenger RNA. RefSeq lists its product as uncharacterized. NCBI's taxonomy places the organism in Eukaryota, Fungi, Basidiomycota, Agaricomycetes, Boletales, Pisolithaceae. Bases 88 to 927 code for a protein of 279 amino acids. The record is from RefSeq and is a predicted model, not a curated record. The transcript is spliced from 3 exons.